AUGCUGCACCUAAAGAAAUACUUCACUGAGGGCCUCAUCCAGAUGGCCAUUCUGCUCAGCCUGUGCGGAGUGAGGGUUGACGUGGGACUGGAUUCCUACCUGCCUCCAUCCUUGCACGAGAUGAUCCUGGGUCCGACCUCGGCACUGACCCAGACGCAGUUCCACAACCUCCGCAAUCGCCUGGAGGAUGGCCACGGCCUGCACCCAAAGAGUGUGGACCUCGAUGGUUUCUUCACAACACGAAGACUGCUGGGCUGGGUCCACUCUCUGGACAGACUACAGGUUCCUCAGGCAGAGCUGGAGACAUGGCUGGUACAGCGAGAGCCAGAUCCUCUGCCAGUGGAGAGAGCUCCUGCUGUAGUAGAGAGAGACCGAACUGCCCCGCCUGUAGAGAACACAGUUGGACUUGGUAUUCUUGAAGAAGAAGAAGAUAAUGAUGAUAAAGAGGAAGGAACAUAUGAUGUAUUUAAUCAUGGUGCUGCUAUGGAUGAUGAAGAGGAGGAGGAGGAGGAAGAAGACCUGGCCUGGAUGCACAGGCGUCACUCGAGGGCCGAGGGUGGAGGAAGACCACAAAGAUCUGACCAUCGUGGUAACAACAGAGAGCUGAAUCAGAAUGAAGGAGACCAGACCACCUCCUCCCUCCAAGAGUGUUUGAGGCUAUUGGAAGAAACGUUUCCCUUCUUAGAGGAACAACAGUUAUGUGAUGUUGGUGGUAGAAGGAGAGACCUAGAGAAUCAGCUUGCAGGCAGGGAUCCCCAACUGUCCUCCAUCAUCCCUGAUGAUAACCCUUCCUCAGACUUGGAGCUCCACUGGCAGGACCUUUUGGAUAUCAUGGAGCCUGAGAACACACAUGUUGACAUGAUGACAUCAUUUGACCAUGGCCUGGAUUCAAGACCAUCUAGGAUCUUUAACGGUGUUAGGUCUGAAGCUCUGCAACGAAACUCUAACAACCAUGACAACCGCUUAACAGAGACUGAUCAGGACGUCCCACUGAUUGAGGGUCCCUUACAGCAUGGUUUGUUGGGGUCUCCGGGCCAAUCAGAGCUAGAACCAGCCCUGCUUCCCCUCACCCCCAGUGCAGAUCUGGAUGACCAUGGUUCAGGCUUGAACACAAGGGACACUUUGAAAAACUCUCAUGUAAAUCCCACACCCAGUCUUCCAGACCACAUGAGCCUGCUUGCAGAAAAUCCGUCAGAAGACUUCAGUAUGGGACUAAAUGAAGAAAAUAGUUUGAGCACCUUGAACGUGAAUCUGCUAACAGAAGAUCCUGUGGAUAACAUGGGAAGCAGCCUGUGUUCACAUGACUUAACACCCUCCAGCACCACCCAAGACUUUUCGAAAUCUCCUCCUGGCGUCUUUCUGGUUGACAAGGAUGAAGAUGUUAACGAUGAAGAUGGUCUCCCUAGCCCACUUGGUGCCCUCUUAGACGAUGCCUCCAUUCUGGAUGAGAUCAGAUUGUUGGACCUGGCUCUGGAGGAAGGAUUCAGCCCUGAGAUGGCGGUCAAGCUGGAGGAGGAGGGCUACCUUGACCGUGAAGUAACCCAACAUGAACCUGGCCAAUUCAACCACAAUAUCACCAGUAAGGAGGAGAGAGAAGAUAACCACUCUGGCUCUGGCAUGGCAGUGACAGGAGAACAGGGUCAACCAAGGAGACAUCAGCAAGAUGGUGAGGAUGAGGCAGACUCGGACUCUGGUCUCUCUCUGGACUUCAGCCACAGCCCUGCUUCUCCAUGCACUUCUGAUGCUUCCUCGUAUUCCUCUUCCUCCUCUUCCUCAAUCUCCUCUUCAUCUUGUGUGUCGGCCGUGGGAAGUCCCUUCUCUGAAGACGAGGACGAAGAUGCUGAGGACAUGUUAAUUGAUUCAGAUAUGGAAGUGGAGCUUACCAUAAAGCAGGAGGAGCAGGAAGAGGAGGAAAUGGGGGCAGUCGGGGGACAAGUGAACAAACUUCUCUCUCCUAACUAUGGGGAUCACAAGCUGUUCAAUGCCUUUCCGUGGCUGGGGGAUAUCGACCAUGAUCACACAUACAACCAGCACUUGCCCUCCGCCUCCUCUGUACCGCUGGGCAAGAUGACCACCAAACACACCAAAUCCUCCCCACGACAUGACAACGACAAGCCUUACCACCGCUCGUCUUCUAGACACAUCACCGAAAGCAAAAUGUGGAGCCGGGAUGAAUGGCGUGCCAAAGCCCUGAAGAUCCCCUUCUCCAAUGAGCUGAUUGUUGAUCUGCCAGUGGAGGAGUUCAAUGAGCUACUGGCCAAUUACCAACUUAACGAGGAGCAGCUUACCCUGGUCAGGGACAUACGACGCCGUGGAAAGAACAAGAUAGCGGCUCAGAACUGCAGACAGAGGAAACUGGGCUUGCUGGUUGGACUGGAGGAGAAUGUGUCAGGGUUGAGGCGCCACCGUUCGCGGCUGCUCCGAGAGAAACAGGAGGCCCUGAGAAAUCUGCAGGAGAUGAAGCGCAGACUGAACACGUUGUACCAGGAAGUCUUUUCCAGGCUGAGGGACGAAGAAGGGAGGCUACUGAACAAUACAGAGCACAUGCUUAAUUUUGGAUCGAAUGGUAGUGUCACAGUGGCUCCACGGCAACAAGGGGCAGGGCUACCACUGACAGGUGAAAAAAGCAGGAAGAAACAGAGGGACAAGAAAAAGUGAGGAUGACAUACCAAGAACAUUCACACAAAAAUGCUUUAGACAUUUGGAAAUAUAAGGAGCUAUUAUUCCUUCCAAGGUGUGUGAUCAAAACCACAAAAAAGCAGGUAACACUGAUGAGGUGUUGAAUGACAGAACACACGAAUUGUGCAUCUGGUAUCAACAGCAGGUGCAGACUCUCCAAAGAACUACGAAAUCUUUAAACUAAACAGAUUUUGUGGACAGGGAUGUUUUUAUUUAACACUUGAAAGAAGAACGGAUGCAUGGAGGGAUGACUGGACAGAGGAAAUCAAGACAGAAGAAAGAGGAGUUCUUUGAGGGAAGAUAUGAUUAUCAUAAUGUUGAUAAGAAAUCUUAUGACGCUCUCCUUUCUUCAUAGUAAGCAUUUUCAGCACUG
This is a messenger RNA of Scomber scombrus (Atlantic mackerel), 3052 nucleotides long. RefSeq names its product nfe2 like bZIP transcription factor 1a (gene nfe2l1a). The record is from RefSeq and is a predicted model, not a curated record. Gene Ontology annotation, biological process: regulation of transcription by RNA polymerase II. The transcript has 9 exons. Gene Ontology annotation, molecular function: RNA polymerase II cis-regulatory region sequence-specific DNA binding; DNA-binding transcription factor activity, RNA polymerase II-specific. Lineage: Eukaryota; Metazoa; Chordata; Actinopteri; Scombriformes; Scombridae. The coding region runs from base 1 to 2658 and encodes 885 amino acids. Gene Ontology annotation, cellular component: nucleus.